Haliotis rufescens (red abalone) is the source of this 1567-nucleotide messenger RNA. Its product is annotated as protein PIF-like. The transcript is spliced from 10 exons. Gene Ontology annotation, molecular function: chitin binding. The coding region runs from base 80 to 1408 and encodes 442 amino acids. NCBI's taxonomy places the organism in Eukaryota, Metazoa, Mollusca, Gastropoda, Lepetellida, Haliotidae. The record is from RefSeq and is a predicted model, not a curated record. Gene Ontology annotation, cellular component: extracellular region.
ACGUUCUCUUUCGCCCAUCGUUCCAAGCUGCAACUUUUGAAGCCGUCUUCACACAUCUAUCAAUUAUACAGACUUGACGAUGUCCCUUGGGAAGUUAUGCGGUGUCGCUGCAGCCUUGCUUGUCAUGGUAACACAGACGGAGGCUGCUGCUUGCACGAACAGCACCGACUGCGGCGUCAACGCCAACUGCGCCAACUCCACCUGUGUGUGUGAUCCUGGGUAUCAAGGAGAUGGCGCCACCUGCACCACUAUAUGCAGCAUGCUGGACUUCCUGCUGGGGGUCGGGUUCCGCGCCCUGCCAGGGGACUGCAGUCGCUUUGUCCAGUGUGACGUCACAAUACCCAAGGUGCAGUAUUGUAGCUACGGCACAGUGUGGAGUGACGUCAUCAAGGCGUGUGUGACACCAAGGAACGGCAACUGCAACAAGUGCAGUGGACAGGCUGACGGCGUCGAGCUGCCCUACCCCCUCAUGUGCAACUCUUACUGGCAGUGUCAGGGUGGGGUACCCCGUGCCAUGUGCUGCCCUGUCAACAACACCUUCGUGGAUGGAUCGGGGUGUGUCAGUGGGUCAUGUGCUGACACCUGUCCUCCUGCCCUGGCUAAUUACACAGCAGAUCCAUGUGAGUUUGCGCCCUCUAGCGACGGCCCCGAGUUUUACAUGGAAACAGUAACCGGGUUUGGUCUCAUCAGGAGGGACUGUCCCCUCGGCACCAACUUCAACAACGUCACCUGCGGCUGUCACGACGUCGUGAAUGUCCCAUCAUCUCCACUGUGCCCUAUGAUGGCUGACAUCUACUACGACAACGCUACAACCGCUUUUGUUGACAACUCCACCAACGACGCCUGGAUCCAGGUCAACAACGUCGCACUUGGCAACCAGGCAGUGUUUUCAGGUUCCAGUAGUCUGGCGGUUUUCGCUCUGGCUGGUGUCACGUAUGGCUCCAAUCUGGAAAUCGACACCGUCUUCUCUGUCAACCCUUCCUCUCCCAUCAACGACCAGAUUGUCCUCCAGAACGGCAAGUGUGACGAGAACGGACCUUCCUUCAUGCUCUACGUCAACGACGUCCCUGGCAACGGCUCCAUCAUGGACGUGACCUUCACCCUUCAAACUGGCAACUCCGUCGUCGAGAUCAACUCCACCUUGACGAUCGACAAAACCACCAGAGUGAGGGUUGAAGUCAAGUACCCAACUCGCAGCAACAGCAGCACCUACUCCUACACCCUGUUCGACGACGACACCGACAUGUCUCUCACCUCCGUCACGGACGUCAUGCCUGUCACAACCACCAUCACAAGGAAGAACGCAGCUCUACAGAUCGGGAGUGGAGACUGCACCAGUCAAGGAUUCUCUGGGUUUGUUGGAUCCAUCUUCAGGACCGGAAUUCGCAGUUGCGGCAUGGGCGUCUGAACUUGAAGCAGUGUCGACAUCCAGACAGGAACGACUUACAAUGUUGUUCGAUAUAUGCAACGUGACGUACAACGACUUUCUGAGAUUUUUUAAUUUGUAUUUAUUUGCUAUUGUUUUGUAUUAUUUAUGUUUUACGAAUAAAUUAUGUUCUUCAUAAAA